UCCUGACCAAUACCCAUACAGCAAACCGGCAUCCUACCGAUUGGUGUGGUACAUAUAUAGUGCAACAGCAGUGGAAAUUUCCAGAGACCUGUAGAUUCGAUCUUAUAGGGGUCUCAAACAAAUACAUACGUUGGUGCACCGGUCCCGUAUCGAUCGAACCUACGAGAAAAAAAAGAGUUGCAUCAGAAAAUUACCUGUCUCUAUAGCAAAAAAAAACUUGAUUGAGACGGCCUUGCCCGGAACAGUUUGUCGACCAAUGCACAUUCCCGUUGUGGUUCCGCUGAAUUCAGAUGCGUGUCUUCGUUGCCAGGCCGAAAGCAAGAAGGAUACUCUGGGACGGCAGGACUGUGUUGUUGUUUGGGGUGAAUGUAAUCAUUCGUUCCACCAUUGUUGCAUGUCUCUGUGGAUAAAACAGAACAAUCGAUGCCCACUCUGUCAACAGGAAUGGUCGAUCCAGCGCAUGGGAAAGUAAAAUGAAAUGUUCGAAGAAAAUUAAAGGUGUUUUUGGCCUUUUUGGUAUGUUUUAUUUUAACGUUUUAUUGUAAUGAAUCUCCAAUAAAUCCAGAAUUUAACUUAA
Uranotaenia lowii is the source of this 577-nucleotide messenger RNA. RefSeq names its product RING-box protein 2 (gene Roc2). Gene Ontology annotation, biological process: ubiquitin-dependent protein catabolic process; protein ubiquitination. Lineage: Eukaryota; Metazoa; Arthropoda; Insecta; Diptera; Culicidae. The coding region runs from base 257 to 472 and encodes 71 amino acids. Gene Ontology annotation, cellular component: nucleus; Cul5-RING ubiquitin ligase complex. The record is from RefSeq and is a predicted model, not a curated record. Gene Ontology annotation, molecular function: zinc ion binding; ubiquitin protein ligase activity; cullin family protein binding. The transcript is spliced from 2 exons.